UCCCUCCCUCCGUGUACUCAGCCAUCAAACCGGACAUCUACAUACACCUACACUCUCACCACUACACCGUCGCAGAAAUGUCCGCUACCGCAGCCGUCACGUCCUCAGCCGCCGUCGUCAGGCCGGUCAGGAUCUCGUCUCUCUCCUCGAAAUCACCCCUUCCGUCGGCCUUCUCCGUCGCAUUUUCCACCCCGGGGCGCGAAAUCCCGCGGCGGCGGCUCGUCCUAGUGACAUGCUCCGCCGGAGACGGAGGAGCGAAGCCGACGGUUCUGGUGGCGGAGAAGCUCGGCGAGGCUGGGGUCAAGCUCCUGGAGGAGUUCGCGAAUGUCGACUGCUCGUAUAACUUGACCCCCGAGGAGCUGAACACGAAGAUCUCGCUCUGCGACGCGUUGAUCGUGCGGAGUGGUACGAAGGUCAGUCGCGAGGUGUUCGAGUCGUCCCAUGGACGGCUCAAGGUGGUCGGACGCGCUGGCGUCGGGAUCGACAACGUGGAUCUGGGCGCCGCGACGGAGUUCGGUUGCUUGGUCGUCAACGCGCCGACGGCGAACACGAUCGCUGCCGCGGAGCACGGGAUCGCGCUUUUGGCGGCCAUGGCGAGGAACGUCGCUCAAGCUGAUGCUUCCGUCAAAGCUGGAGAGUGGAAGAGGAACAAGUAUGUAGGUGUUUCCCUUGUCGGAAAGACACUUGCAGUGUUGGGUUUCGGAAAAGUCGGAUCAGAAGUUGCUCGACGGGCAAAGGGACUCGGUAUGCACGUCAUUUCUCAUGAUCCAUACGCCCCUGCGGACCGAGCACGAGCCCUGGGCGUGGAGCUAGUUAGCUUCGACGAAGCCAUUUCCACCGCGGAUUUCAUCUCAUUGCACAUGCCUCUUACUCCCGCUACAUCGAAGAUGCUCAAUGACGAAACCUUUGCCAAGAUGAAGAAAGGGGUUCGUAUCGUAAAUGUCGCUCGAGGAGGUGUCAUCGAUGAAGAUGCUCUCGUAAGAGCUCUGGAUUCUGGGAUUGUCGCUCAGGCCGCUCUUGACGUGUUCGCGAAAGAGCCACCGCCUCAAGACAGCAAGUUGGUUCAUCACGAGAGGGUAACCGUUACACCUCAUCUCGGAGCCAGUACAAUCGAGGCCCAGGAAGGAGUUGCUAUCGAAAUCGCGGAAGCUGUAGUCGGAGCUUUGAAGGGAGAACUCGCUGCUACUGCUGUCAAUGCACCGAUGGUUCCUGCUGAGGUUCUCACCGAGCUGAAGCCAUAUGUCAUACUGGCCGAGAAACUAGGAAGACUGGCGGUGCAACUAGUAGCUGGGGGAAGCGGUGUAAAGAGCGUGAAAGUAACCUACGCCUCGGCACGAGCCACCGACGAUCUCGACACGAGGCUUCUCCGAGCAAUGAUCACAAAGGGAAUCGUCGAGCCGAUCUCCGACGUGUACAUCAACCUUGUCAACGCCGACUACACCGCCAAGCAGAGAGGCCUAAGAAUCUCGGAGGAGCGAGUCCUCUUGGACGGGUUGCCAGAGAACCCCCUCGAGGCCAUCACGGUUCAGCUUGGGAACGUGGAGUCGAAAUUCGCGAGCGCGUUAUCGGAUUCAGGGGAGAUCAGAGUGGAGGGAAGGGUGAAAGACGGAAUCCCGCACCUGACAAAGGUCGGAUCUUUCGAGGUGGACGUGAGCUUGGAAGGUAGUAUCAUACUCUGCAGGCAAGUGGAUCAGCCGGGCAUGAUCGGGACGGUCGGGAGAGUCCUCGGGGAGGCGAAUGUGAACGUGAGCUUCAUGAGCGUGGGGAGAAUCGCCCCGAGGAAACAGGCCGUGAUGGCGAUCGGGGUGGACGAGCAGCCGAGCAAGGAGACUCUGAAGAAGAUCGGCGAAAUCCCGGCGGUCGAGGAAUUCGUCUUCCUCAAGCUAUAAGCUCUUUUGUUCUUGCUUCAAAAGUCUUCACAAGUUUUGGUAAUGUUCUGUGAGCGAGUGCUUUUGUUGUGUUGAGAGGAACGAAUGCGAAUAAAGCUGCUUUUGGAGUGAUUCAUGUUUUACCCUUUUGAUUUUCUCUUUCAAAAUAAAGUGUUGCUUUUUGGAAUA
Tarenaya hassleriana is the source of this 2057-nucleotide messenger RNA. RefSeq names its product D-3-phosphoglycerate dehydrogenase 1, chloroplastic. The transcript is spliced from 4 exons. Lineage: Eukaryota; Viridiplantae; Streptophyta; Magnoliopsida; Brassicales; Cleomaceae. Gene Ontology annotation, cellular component: chloroplast stroma. Gene Ontology annotation, biological process: L-serine biosynthetic process. The coding region runs from base 78 to 1889 and encodes 603 amino acids. Gene Ontology annotation, molecular function: NAD binding; phosphoglycerate dehydrogenase activity. The record is from RefSeq and is a predicted model, not a curated record.